Molecule: messenger RNA, 483 nt
Organism: Trichoderma harzianum CBS 226.95
Lineage: Eukaryota; Fungi; Ascomycota; Sordariomycetes; Hypocreales; Hypocreaceae
Exons: 3
Coding region: 1-483 (160 amino acids)
Source: RefSeq, a predicted model, not a curated record
AUGGGAAGUCUGAAUGCACAGAUUAGCCUUGCCGACCCCGAAUUUAGAAAGAAGGUCUUCUGUGGCCUUGAUUUAAGAGUCGAAGUCCCUUAUAUUUCCUUAGAUAAAGAUGAGAGAGUCUUGAUUAGUGCAGGCGUUACCUUUAAUGUGGAUAAUAUCGUGGCGUUCCCAAGCAGCCUCGCUGUCCACCGGCCUGUACACCAAGUUCCCUAUUAUACGUUCGGCCGAAUUAUCAGCUUUAAGAAUAUAUCCUUAUAUUUCCUUUUUCCCAAAUUAUACCAAGCUAAACAGAAGAGCAGUAAGCUCUGCGAUAAAGAUUUCCAACUAUGGAUAGACGGUAUUCUGCUCCCAGCGAUUUACCAAAGUUACAGCAGCGCAUAUGUCCAGCAUUAUCUAUUAAGCUAUAACUACAACCGGUAUAACUCUACCGCCCGUGGCGUAGAAACACUUACACAGUAUGUGCAUCCGGCUGCGCGGGAAUAA